Messenger RNA from Varanus komodoensis (Komodo dragon), 6227 nucleotides. It is a transcript of the gene PPFIA1, whose product is annotated as PTPRF interacting protein alpha 1. NCBI's taxonomy places the organism in Eukaryota, Metazoa, Chordata, Lepidosauria, Squamata, Varanidae. Gene Ontology annotation, biological process: synapse organization. Bases 1145 to 4831 code for a protein of 1228 amino acids. Gene Ontology annotation, cellular component: presynaptic active zone. The record is from RefSeq and is a predicted model, not a curated record. Gene Ontology annotation, molecular function: protein binding. The transcript is spliced from 29 exons.
CGAAACUCUGAGCAGCGACUGAGGGCCCGGCUGGAGGCAGGGACGGUCAGACCCGCUUAGUUUCAGCGAGACCGUUUCCUCAGGAGUAGUGCGGGACUCUACCGGGCCCAGGUCGCUGCCGUCGCCGCGGGACAGAGCAGCCCUCCGUGAGCAGCCUUUAAGAGCGCCUCCGUACUCGCCACCUCGGAUGUGGAGGUGGCGGCAGGAGCUGGAGGCGGAGCGACCUGGGCUGGGAAGGCCGAACGUGAAAGCGAAAAGCAGGGAGCAAAGCCCUGCUACUCGCGCCGUCUGUCCCCUGAGGCCUCCGGGAAGGGGAAUUCCACCCAUUUUCGUCGGUCGGCUUUCCGGUGAGGGGGAACUCCAAGGAACCCAUUUUACAGGCCCUCUACCCACUUCUUCCAACUUCUCAGCCCCUUCUGGUGUUUUAGGUGUCGUUAUCCGGCCUCUCUGUGUGUGUGCGCGGGGUGGGGGGUAGAGUUCCCUUGUUUCUUUGUAGGGAAGGAUGAUGGUUGGCUCCAUAUCCCACGAGCAGUCUUUGUAGUCCCCUGAAGAAGUCCUCCCACAUCAGCCUCCCGUAAAACCCCUCGCAUAAGAGGAACUACAGAUGCGCGAGAGAAGACCCGGGAAGCUAAAAGAAAUAAGCGAUUUUGCCCUGCCUCCCAGCUCCGGCGAGAGAAAAGUAAAAUCCUCAACGUGCUUGUCUCUUUUUUUCUUUUUAAGCAAUGUUAUCGUGACGAAAGUAAGUUUUCUACAGUAUGCACUGUUGCGUGUCAGCCCAGAGGCGCUGAAACUAGUUGGCCUUUUUGCACAUGUUUCUCCCGACUUGGCUUUUGAAAGACCUGUGGACCAGGAUUAAAUAGGAAGGGAGCUGGAGACUGGGUUGGUUGAACCUAUUCGUCUGCUUGGAAGAACUUGAGUAGUUACUGCUACUUUUGGACUAUAACGUUUUCUCAGCAAGAUUAUUUAUCACCUUCUGAAUUUCAGUGCUGUGGAUUAUUUAAUGAAUGGACAAUGUAGUCAAGCUGGAUGGAUGGCUGCUGCACUCCCUGAAAUGUUUUUGGAAAUUAUCAUGCAAAGUUACUAAAAAGAGCUGAUAUUGCUGGAAAACUUUGGCUUCUGGCAAAGCCAUUUUUCCCUCAACAAGAUGAUGUGUGAGGUGAUGCCGACCAUCAGUGAGGCAGAGAUUCCUUCAGGGGGAAGUGGAAGCCAUGGUUCAGGUUCUCCACUACAGUCAGAUGCUGAUUCCCAUUUCGAGCAAUUAAUGGUAUCCAUGUUGGAGGAACGAGAUCGUCUUCUGGACACCCUGCGAGAGACUCAAGAGACACUAGCAUUAACCCAGGGUAAAUUGCAUGAAGUUGGUCAUGAAAGAGAUUCUCUACAACGACAGUUGAAUACUGCUCUUCCCCAGGAGUUUGCAGCACUUACUAAAGAGCUUAAUGUAUGCCGAGAACAACUCCUUGAAAGGGAAGAAGAAAUUGCAGAACUGAAAGCAGAAAGAAACAAUACAAGGUUGCUGUUAGAACAUCUGGAAUGUCUUGUAUCCCGCCAUGAGAGGUCUCUUAGGAUGACUGUAGUAAAGAGACAGGCCCAGUCUCCAGCAGGAGUUUCUAGUGAAGUUGAAGUUCUCAAAGCACUGAAGUCUUUAUUUGAACAUCAUAAAGCCCUUGAUGAAAAGGUGAGGGAAAGGUUACGAGUAGCGCUUGAAAGAUGUAGCUUGUUGGAGGAAGAACUGGGUACUACACACAAGGAGUUAAUGAUUUUGAAAGAACAGAACAAUCAGAAAAGAACGCAAGCUGAUGGAAUGCCUGAUAUCAAUCAUGAUCUGGAGAAUACACCUAGCACUAAUGGGAAGAGAUCUUCCAAUGGUUCUUUGAGUCAUGAUGAAGACCUUGCUAAAGUAAUAGAACUUCAAGACAUCAUAGAGAAGCAAACUAAGGAGCAAGCCCAAAUGAAAGAACGGAUCACUGCCCUUUCUAGCAGAGUAGCAGAACUGGAAGAAGAUCUUGAUACGGCUCGAAAAGAUCUAAUAAAAUCUGAAGAAAUGAAUACAAAGUUGCAAAGAGAUGUCAGAGAGGCAAUGGCUCAAAAGGAAGAUAUGGAAGAGAGAAUCACAACCCUUGAAAAACGCUACCUCGCUGCACAACGUGAAGCUACAUCUGUGCAUGACCUCAAUGAUAAACUUGAAAAUGAAAUUGCUAAUAAAGAUUCCUUGCAUCGACAGAGUGAAGACAAGAAUAGGCAGUUACAAGAACGUCUGGAACUAGCUGAGCAAAAAUUGCAGCAAACUCUGAGAAAAGCUGAGACCCUGCCAGAGGUGGAGGCUGAAUUGGCUCAAAGAGUCGCAGCUCUUACUAAGGCUGAAGAAAGACAUGGUAAUGUUGAGGAAAGAUUGAGGCAAAUGGAAGCACAGCUGGAAGAGAAAAAUCAGGAAUUGCUAAGGGCUCGCCAAAGAGAGAAAAUGAAUGAAGAGCAUAAUAAACGUUUAUCUGAUACUGUUGAUAAACUUUUGUCUGAAUCCAAUGAGAGGCUUCAGCUUCACCUUAAAGAAAGAAUGGCAGCCCUGGAAGAUAAAAAUGCUCUUCUUCGUGAAGUUGAAAAUGCUAAGAAACAAAUUGAUGAUCUUCAAAAUGAAAAGGAUCAAUUGGUACUAAGCAUUGAAACAAUGAGAACUGAAAAUGAGCAGUUGAGAAUCAGAGGCUCUUCCCUUCAGCACAGUCGUCCCCAUUUGGGUAGUGUACCAGAUUUUAGAUAUCCUCUGGCACCUUCAGCCCUAGCUGACAAUCAGAUAGAUUCUUAUAGCACCUCAGUUUUAAGACGUCCACAGAAAGGACGUUUGGCAGCCCUGCGAGAUGAACCUUCAAAGGUUCAGACACUUAAUGAGCAGGACUGGGAGCGUGCACAACAAGCAAGUGUAUUGGCAAAUGUUGCACAAGCCUUUGAGAGUGAUGCUGAUAUCUCGGAUGGUGAGGAUGACAGAGAAACUAUAUUCAGCUCAGUUGAUCUCUUGUCACCUAGUGGUCAGGCGGAUGCCCAGACUUUAGCCAUGAUGCUUCAAGAGCAGCUGGAUGCCAUUAACAAAGAAAUUAGAUUGAUACAAGAAGAAAAGGAAAACACUGAGCAACGAGCAGAGGAAAUUGAAAGCCGUGUUGGUAGUGGAAGCUUAGACAACCUUGGUCGGUUUCGGUCUUUGGCCUCUCUUCCUCCUCCUUUUUCCGGUGGUUCCCUUUCUGGCUCUUCUCCACCUGGCAGUGGUCCAUCCACACCACGGCGAAUGCCCCAUAGUCCUGCUCGAGAAGUGGACAGACUAGGUAUCAUGACACUAUCUCCAGUUUCUCGGGAAGAAGUUAGAGAUGACAAGACCACAAUAAAAUGUGAAACAUCACCACCUUCUUCACCUCGAUCUUUGCAUUUGGAUAGAGCCUAUAAAGGAGCCUUACAUACAGUGAGCCAUGAAGAUAUAAGAGAUCUCAGAAAUUCCACAGGUUCUCAAGAUGGACAAGUAAGCAAUCCCAGCAGUAGUAAUAGUAGCCAAGAUUCCCUUCACAAAGCCCCUAAAAAGAAAGGAAUAAAGUCCUCAAUUGGUCGCUUGUUUGGUAAGAAAGAAAAGGGUCGACCUGGUCAAAUCAACAAAGAGAGCUUGGGACAAGUUAGUGUAAUAGAACCUGACAGUUCAACUCAGGAUGGCUUAGGACUUGGAAAGCUGGGAGGACAAGCAGAAAAGAAUAGAAAACUACAAAAAAAGCAUGAACUGCUUGAGGAAGCCCGGCGGCAAGGUCUCCCCUUUGCUCAAUGGGAUGGGCCCACUGUAGUUGUCUGGUUAGAGUUAUGGGUUGGGAUGCCAGCCUGGUAUGUAGCUGCUUGCCGUGCAAAUGUGAAAAGUGGUGCUAUAAUGUCAGCCUUAUCUGAUACUGAAAUACAGCGUGAAAUUGGCAUCAGCAAUCCUCUACAUAGGUUAAAGCUGAGACUUGCCAUUCAGGAGAUUAUGUCACUAACAAGCCCAUCUGCUCCUCCUACUUCAAGAACGACCACAGGAAAUGUCUGGGUAACACAUGAAGAAAUGGAAAAUCUUACAUCUACACCACAAACGACUUUAGCCUAUGGUGAUAUGAACCAUGAGUGGAUUGGCAAUGAAUGGCUUCCCAGUUUGGGGCUGCCUCAGUAUCGCAGUUACUUUAUGGAAUGUCUUGUUGAUGCUAGAAUGCUGGACCACUUAACUAAAAAGGAUCUUCGUGGUCAACUUAAAAUGGUUGACAGCUUUCACAGAAAUAGCUUUCAGUGUGGGAUUAUGUGUCUGCGAAGAUUAAAUUAUGACCGAAAAGAACUUGAAAGAAAAAGAGAAGAAAGUCUAAAUGAGAUUAAAGAUGUCCUUGUCUGGAGCAAUGACAGAAUGAUUCACUGGGUGGUGUCAAUUGGUCUUAAAGAAUAUGCAAAUAACCUCAUAGAAACUGGAGUUCAUGGCGCACUUGUGGCCUUAGAUGAAACUUUUGAUCACAAUGCAUUAGCGCUUUCCUUACAGAUACCCACUCAAAAUACACAGGCUCGUGCUGUGUUGGAGAGGGAAUUCAAUAACCUUCUUGUGAUGGGCACAGACAGGAGGUUUGAUGAAGAUGAUGAUAAAAGCUUUAGGAGAGCACCUUCAUGGAGGAAGAAGUUUAGACCAAAGGACAUAAGAGGUUUAGCUGCUGGAUCAGCAGAGACGCUCCCUGCAAAUUUCAGAGUUACCACCUCAAUGUCUUCACCUUCUAUGCAGCCAAAGAAGAUGCAAAUUGAUGGCAAUGUAUCAGCAACACAAAGAUUGGAUUCUGCUACAGUAAGGACUUAUUCAUGUUAAAGCCUUUCAUUGUUUAUCCCCACUAUUUCUACAGAUGAUCUGAAACAUUUUGAAUUCAAAGACCAUAUUUUGGAAACAACAGAAAUCUUUAAUCUGUUAAUACUUGUUAAAUCAACACUUUGAAAUAUUUUAUUACAGAGUUUUUAAUUAGCAGAUGAAUUUGUGAGUACUAUAGAGAAAGUAUUUUAGAAUUAAAUGUUCUUAUAUUUAUGUAAGUGUAUGUGGGUCCUCAUUACUUAACUUUCUGUAAGCAUUCUCUGAAUCAAAUUCUUGCUGAUUUGUUAAUUUUAGUUUUUCAUCUGAAUGUACUGUAAUACUUGUAUGUUUCCAUCCCUAUAAGCAAUAUAGGGUUUUUGUAAAUUAUGCAGUUAUUGUAAUUAUCAGUAAUGGUUUUUAAUAAAGUGAAGGUGAAAAGGAUUUUGCUAUCUUUGUAAAGGUAUCAUGACACCAAGCAGUAUAUAUAUAUUGCCAUUUGGAAAAUGCUAGCUCUAAAAUUUAAAUAAAUCCCAUUGUUUCAGUGAAGCAUAUGUUUAUUAAUAAAGCAGGCAUGGUACCUGAUUCUAUUUCCGUUCAUAUCUGUACCUUUUCCACAUAGCAUAUGAUUUUAGUGUGGAUUUAUUUAUGUCUUUUGUUCAAUAUAACUUGUGUUACAUUCUAAAAUGUGGGAAUUAUUAAGACACUAUGAAAUAUGUGGGCCUGGUGAGGUCAUUUAUAACUAUUUUUUUGUGGCUGUAUUUGUACAGUCUGUGUUCAUUGACUGAGAAUAAGCCAUAAGUGGAAAUAUUUUUUGUUAACCAGGAAUAGCUCCUAAUACUACUCAGCAGGCAACAAAGAGUGUUCUUCUUCUGUAUUUUGAUGUGAAACUGUUUGCAAAGAGAUACUGAUGCAAUUCCUUUAAGUGGACCAAUCAAGAUGCACUGCACUCUCAUGGCAUAGAUGCUGAUGGCACAAUAAGCUGAAGCAUGUAGUAGUGCAACUAUUAAAAAGGCCUUACUUUUCUUAUUCAUCUUUUGCAUAUAUUUAUAAACAUAUUUUAAAUCCUGGGCAAACUGUUUUAGCCAUUUCAAACAAUAUAAGUACAAAAUGCAUCAUUCAUUUGUUAAAAGCAUAAUAAGAAGCCAGCAAAGAAAACAUUCAGAUUGUGGUGCAUUAUUUAUUAUGCAAUAAUAUGUAGAGCAUGUCUUUUUCUGUUUUUAGUUUUGGUUCUUUUUAAUUGUACAACUGAAAUUCAUUCUGUUUUUUCUAUUAACCUUGUAUGUAUACUUCUGAUUACGUAACAAAUUAUGUACAGUCUAAGUACUUUGAACUAUUUUUAUCACAGUAUUAUUUAUUGCUUUCUUUCAAUAAAGUACUGAAGCAUUUUUUCCACUGCCAAUAAAAUUCUAUUAUCUUGUGA